AUGACCAUUGCCAUGUACAUCACUGUGCUUGCCAUCUUUAUCGUUGUAUGCCAAAAUUCGUGGCCAACAGUAUUCUUGCUGAUUCCACUUAUUUGGCUUAAUAUCUGGUACCAGGGUUACUAUCUUGCAUCAUCUCGUGAAUUAACUCGACUGAAUUCAAUCACAAAAGCUCCUGUUAUCCAUCACUUCUCAGAGAGCAUAUCCGGAGUUAUGACCAUCCACUCUUGCAGAAUGCAGAACAUGUUCUCCAAGAAAAUGUUAAACGGGUUAACGCGAAUUUACAGCCUUGAACGCUGCCAACUUAAAGAUGAGGUAGCUGCAAAACCUGAUAAACUCAAUUCGUUAGUGGCUGAUGAUGGCGACAACUGGAGCAUGGGGCAAACACAGCUUCUCUGUUUGGGGCGAGUUAUGUUGAAGCACAACCGGCUCUUGUUCAUGGACGAGGUCACGGCUUCAAUUGAUUCACAGACAGAUGCUGUAACACAAAGGAUCAUCCGAGAGGAUUUUGUUGCAUUGAUUGGAUUGGUUCUAAGGGCCUCUCAUGGGGAGAUUUCUUGGCAGGUUUGUGUUGCCUCUGCUGCUGCUAACAGUAUUGGCUUUUCACUCGAUAACUUACCGGUAAGUUGUAGUCUUUUCACUGCAUCAUUUACAUGUCGAUUAAAUAUCGGCUUUUCACGCCAUAACUUACCGGUUAAAGAGCGUGCUGUUGAAAUUGCCAAGGCCAUAGAUGACGAAGAUGGGUUGAUAGGAGCAUUGAAUGCCUUUCAAAGGCACUUUCCUCACAGUAAAUCUGAGGAUAAACCGGAGUCAUUGCCUGCUAGAAGUGGCUUAUUUUCCAUCAGUAGGUGUUUUGGCUAUUCCCAUUUCAGUACACAUCCCACGGCCUCUCCUCCACAUUUGUAA
Messenger RNA from Prunus armeniaca (apricot), 903 nucleotides. NCBI's taxonomy places the organism in Eukaryota, Viridiplantae, Streptophyta, Magnoliopsida, Rosales, Rosaceae. The record is from the annotation of a GenBank genome assembly.